GCCUACUUUUUAUUAAAGAUUGAAAACGCACAGCAAACCAACAUAAACGCAUCAUUUAAAAAAAAAAAUUGUUUUGAAAUAAGAAAAGUAAAAGAAAACAUAUAAAAAUGCCACAAGGACCAAUGUCAAGUCCAUUAAUGCGACCAUUGGUUGUGUUAGCAUUACCUGGCAUGUAUUUAUUUUAUAAAUACAAUCAAUAUAAACGCCGCCAACAAGAAACAGCACGACGACGUUUAACGGAACGUGAAUUACAACAUUUAAAUCAUAAAAUUGAUAAAUUGUUGAGUAAAUUAGAAGAAAAUGAACCAGAAUUAGCAACAACACAAGAGGAAGAAUGUGUAAUAUGUAUAAAUGCCAAAGCUACAAUGCAAACCGCACCAUGUGGCCAUCAAGUUGUAUGCCGUAAAUGUUUUGUUAAAACCAUACAAAUGGCUGUCACACAACGUUUACUACCAUUACGUUGUGUUGUGUGUCGUGCAAAAAUAUUACGUUUAAAACAAACAUCAAAUACAUUAUCAUUACCGUCAACAUCAUCUGGUGGACCUGGUGCAACGACAUCCGGUUCAUCAACAUCAGCAAAUCAUCAUCAUCAUCAUCACCAUCAUCAUCAUCAUUAUCAUAGAGAACAUGCAUCAUCGUCACGGCAUCAUCAUCACAAUCAAUUGUUAUCACCUGGUGAUAAUACAUCAUCAUCAAUGGUUUCAUCAUCGUCAAAUACAAGUUGUUCAUCAUCAAAUACAAAUGGUCGUUUACCAGCAUCCGCUAGUGCAUACAGUGUUGGUUCGUCAUCAUGCAGCUCGUCUUCCAAUAAUAAUAAUUCUACGUCAAUGCCGAAUAGUGAUAGUUUAUAUUCAGUAAGUAGCGGUACAAGUAGCAUCAUAUCAGGUACCUCAUCAUUAUCAAAUGGAUCAUUUGGUGGUAUUGGUCUUGGUUUUGGUGGUGGUGGGGGUAAUUUAUGUAAUAAAGAUAAUAAUAUUGAUAAUAAAACAUCCAAAAUUAAUGGAUGUUCAAAUAAUAAUAAAUCAUCAAUCUGUUGUACAACUGGCCAUUGUUUUGGUGGCGCAUAUCCUAGACAACCUACGGGUGUAUUACGUAAAUCUCAACAACAUGCUAUGAAGUUACGCUUGCAAGAAUACUGGCAUGGCUCAGAUGGUACAUCCCAUAGUACUACAUAUGGACAUUGCGGUCGAUUACCGCCCAUCAGGGAAUUACCAUCAUGUCCUGGUUCAACAAUUGUUGGUCCUCAAACAGCAUCAACACGAAUACGUUGUGCUCAAAAAAUUGUAACACAAUUGGAAUCAAAUUAUGGCAGCAAUGGUACAACUACGGCAACAAAUUCAUCCUCAAUAUCAUCCUCAUCGUCUUCGAAUUAUAAAACAAAUUUUAAAAAAGAUAAAAAAUCAAUAAUGAAAUCAUUAACAGAAUUAACACCAACAUUAAAUAAAGAUUCAGGAACAGUACCCUAUAAACAAUUACAAUCAGAGACAUCUAGUGGUGGUACGGCAGGUUCAACGUCUACAUCAGUGUCGUCAUCAUCAACAGUGGUCAACUUAACAAAAUCUAAACAAAAACAAUUGAAUGAUAAUAAACAUGAGAAAAACGAUAAUCGUAAAAAUGAAUUAGCUGAAAAGAAACGUGAAGAGAAAGCAAAACAAAAAGCUGAAAAAGAAGCGAAACGGGAAGCAAAGAAAGAAGCAAAAAAAGAGGAGGAGUUGGCAAAAAAAGAGGCGAAAGAAGAAAAGAAAAAAGCGAAAAAAGAGGCAAAAGCAGCAGCGGCAGCGGCUGCAGCUGCUGCUUCAGCUGUAGCAACUACUGUUGUUAUUGUUACAUCAGCUUCAUCAUCGUCGAUUGAUAAAAAGAAUUAAAAUGGAGAACAUGUAGACUAGAUAAAAUGGAUACAUUCGAAUACUAAAGCUACCUAAUAGCAUUCGUCAUGGAUGCUAAAAACAAUCUUUCCAUUAUCUUAAACGGUGUUUUUGCGAUUGUGUUGAUAAUUAAGCUCCAACACAAUUAAGUCAAAAGUAUUAAAGAGCAAACCAACAAAAUCUACUCUUAAUACACCCAAGAACUAACUCUGAACGUACCAAGAAUUCAGCGUAUCUGAAUGCAUCCAAUGUCUACAUCACGGUUAUGAAUUGUUAUUAGUAACUUAAUUGUUGAGUAAUUCAAUAACUACGAUAUUGUAACUGCCGUUAGUGUCAAAAAUAUUUAAAACUAUUUAUGAACACUAUUUUACUUUAUUUUUAUUUUUUCAUUUAUCUAGUCUUCAUGACUUUAAGUUUAUCAU
This is a messenger RNA of Chrysoperla carnea, 2287 nucleotides long. RefSeq names its product myotubularin-related protein DDB_G0290005-like. Bases 108 to 1865 code for a protein of 585 amino acids. Lineage: Eukaryota; Metazoa; Arthropoda; Insecta; Neuroptera; Chrysopidae. The record is from RefSeq and is a predicted model, not a curated record. The transcript has 6 exons.